Molecule: messenger RNA, 1781 nt
Organism: Dermatophagoides pteronyssinus (European house dust mite)
Lineage: Eukaryota; Metazoa; Arthropoda; Arachnida; Sarcoptiformes; Pyroglyphidae
Gene: Snx17
Product: sorting nexin 17
Biological process (GO): intracellular protein transport; endocytic recycling
Cellular component (GO): early endosome
Molecular function (GO): phosphatidylinositol binding
Source: RefSeq, a predicted model, not a curated record
UCGGAUCAUGAUUUUUUGAAAAUGUAAAUGAUAAAAAAAUACUUCAAUCGCAUAAUAUUUAUCGCGCACAAAACCAAAAAAUAAUUCAAAGAAACAAAAAUGCAUUUUUCAAUUCCCGAAACCAAAGAAAUCAAAAACGGUUUCAAAACAUUUAUUACGUAUCAAAUUUAUAUAAAUGGAUCAUUCCAUUGUUCGCUAAGAUAUCGACAGCUUUAUCAUUUUCAUAUUCAGCUCAAAAAAGUAUUUGGUGCAAAUUCAUUGCCCAAUUUUCCGCCUAAAAAAUUUUUUCCAUUAAAUUCACAACAUAUCGAAGAGCGACGAUCACAGCUAGAAAAAUAUAUUCAAAUCGUAAGCCAAGAUUCACAAAUAAUCAACAGUGAUAUUUUCAAUGGUUUCCUUCUGGCAGCUCAACAAGAAUCACAUAACAAUGAUGAUGACAACAACGACAACAAUUUGGAUAUUUAUCAAUUAGAUUGGCAGCCAAUUCGAUUGACGACUAAUGGUCAAGAAAAUAGUGAAAAUGUAUUGCGAAAAUUUUGUCAAACAAUUCAAAUGAAUUCGAAUCAUGUACCAUAUUUUGCAUUAUUUUUAAUCGAACGUUUUAUCAUGAUUGAUAAUAAUGAUAAUGAUAAUAAGCCAAAACAUUUUCGUAUUAUAAGACGAUUACAAAAUUUCGAAUCACCAUUAUUAACAUUACGAACAAUUCAAAAUAGAAUGGUUACUUCAAAUCAACAGCAUAAUAAUAUUAUAAUCAUUAUAUAUAAAUCAUAUUUUAAUAUUGAAUUUGAUCAGGAUUUAUUUGAUGAUCAAAUUGCAUUGAAUUGUAUAUUUCUACAAACUGUACAAGAUAUUGAAAAUGGUCAUAUUGUUUGUAAUGAUCGUGAUACCAGAAGACGAUUAAAUCAUUUGAAAAUCAAACAAGAUAAGCUGGAGUAUAUUCGAUUGGCAAGGUUACAAAAAUUUUAUGGCUAUUUUCAUUUUGAAUCAUGUUAUUGUGAUCUACCAUCAAUGCCAGCCAAAACGAAUGUAACAAUUUUCGCUGGUAAUCAAGAGCUUAUAAUUCGUGUGGACAAUCAAGAUCAAGAAUAUAGUUUUCGUAUAAUUCGUAUAAAAUGUUGGAGAUUAACAACAUCGACUGCGAAUAAUAAUAAUAAUCCACAAACAGAUUUGGAAAUUUUGGAACAUGAAGAAUCAACAACACAGGAAAAAGGACGAUUUGAAUUAUCAUUCGAAUAUCUAAUCAAUAAAGGAACUUUACAAUGGAUUACUAUUUACAGUUCACAGGCUGUUUUAAUCAGUUAUUGUUUGCAAAGUAUGGUCGAAGAAAUGUUGCUGAAACGUGAAGGGAAAAAAUUCCGUUCCGAAGGUUUGACCAUCCGAUAUAAUACUAGCCCAAAUUUACGAUUAACUAAUUCAAAUCAAAUUGAUGAUCAACUAACCUUGACAAACAUUAAUGACAACAAUUUAACAACAUCAACAACAGCGAAUAAUGAUAAUAAUUUUGAAUGGAAUUAUUAUAAACAAGAUGGAUCAUCAACAAAAUUUCCAUUAUCAACAUCAUCAUCGACAACAACAUUGACAAGUGAAAAAAGUCAUUGUAGUAGUAGUGAAAAAAGUAUCCAGCAUAAUGAUCAAAUUGAACAAAAACCAAAUGGAAUGACCGAUCCAUUAAUGUUACAGCAACGAUUUCAAGAAAUAUCGAUUGUUGAGAAUAAUAUUUUCGAUGAAAUUGGUGAUGAUGAUUUGUAAAAAAACAAUGGACAAUCUUUUUUUUGAAAAAU